AUGUCGCAUGUUAAGGAAGUCGCCCGCGGCACACCAAUUCCCUUAACACCGCACCCGGACGCCCUCGUGACGGCUUCGUCGCCAGCCACGAGGAGCACUUUUGAGCUCGGCGAGCGCACGCCUCAGCACCUCAGCCAACUCGCACGACAAGCCGAACUAUAUGGCUCUGAAGCCAAUCUGUACGAGGCACCAAUCAACCCUCCCGGCGAUGCGCAACGCACUCCACGCGCAAGACAACAUCAGGAAGAUGCGCCGCCCAACGGAAACGCGACCGACCGAACCACCGACCAGGAGCAAGAGCAAGAACAACAACAGCCACGACAACCGAGUCCCCCCAGCAGCGAUGUCUUCGGAUACACCCAAGCUACUGGCCCUGCCAUCAACACUUUCGAUGCUGGCGGCCCAAUUGCCAGCGAAGCCAGUGACAGACUCCAAGCUAGAGUCCAGGUCUUCGCGACACUCUGCAAGGCAAUUGACGAGGCCACCAAGCAAUUCACCACCGGACCGGCGUACCAUGCCGCAAAGGAAUUCUCUGAGACCUUCCUCGAACACUGGAACAAUACAUUGAAUGGCGAGCCGAGCGCAACCGUCGCCGAAGCCCAGACUCGUCUUAAGUCCAACACCUACGCCGACUUCCUCAGACGCCCAGCGCAUGGGGCCCAGCGAGACCCCGAAAAUACCCAACCGCGCACGCGACAACCAAAACAAAAAGAGCAGUGUGCCCCUGAAGUGCCAACUGACGAUAUCCGCGUUUUCAUUCGUCUAGACCCGGACUCCCCUGCCUGGGGAAAUGAACCAUUUGCGAUCCGUACCUUUGUCGCGGAACACUGCAACCUCACGAUCGGAAAAAUUCCGCAGGCGACUAGGACCAAGACCGGCUGGGCGGUACGGCCCGUCGAUGCCACCACCCGGGACCAUAUCCUUGCAAAAGCCAGCACAAUUGGAGCGAACCUCGGUGCCGACAAAGUCGAACCGAUGGUCAAGUGGCACACCUAUGUCGUGCAGGACUGCCCCACCGGCUUCCAAUCCCUAGGAGGCGAGAGGGUAGACCUAAUCGAGAGAAUCCAAGAAGAGGUACAAGCCCAGACUGGACUUAAGCCAGUAAAAUGCCACCCGACGAAGAAGUCCCUAACCGCCACUGGACUCGCCAACGUUGUCGUCGCGUUCGACCAGAAACCGAAAAGCCGCUUUUGCCUCUUUGGCACUAGCAAGCUCGCGCGACCAAUCACUAAAGUGAGCAAACCGAAACAAUGCGUCAAUUGCUGGGACUUCCACACUCAACUGAACUGCACGAGAAUCACCAAGUGCCGGAUCUGUGGACGAAACGGACACGACGCUGAAACAUGCCCCAACCCCGAGCGGAUCCAGUGCGCCAAUUGCGCUGCACCACACGCCGCCGACUACAAUAAGUGCCCAGGGAGACCUAGGAGAACGCCCCAAGGCACUACUCGACGACUGACGAAGAGAGAGAAGACGCUGGUCCGCCGGGCCGGCGCGAAGCAGUACCGACAAGCCAACCCUCCGGAGCCACUAUUGAUUCCGAGCCGUGACCUAAGGCCAUCCUCUCCAUGCGAACAACAGACUGCCAGGCGCGCUGCCGGAUGGCGCACCCAGCCGACCUCUUCUGGCAGUAGCGGAUGGGAAUAA
Fusarium falciforme is the source of this 1647-nucleotide messenger RNA. RefSeq names its product Exonuclease-endonuclease-phosphatase family protein. The transcript has 2 exons. NCBI's taxonomy places the organism in Eukaryota, Fungi, Ascomycota, Sordariomycetes, Hypocreales, Nectriaceae. Bases 1 to 1647 code for a protein of 548 amino acids. The record is from RefSeq and is a predicted model, not a curated record. Gene Ontology annotation, molecular function: nucleic acid binding; zinc ion binding.